Molecule: messenger RNA, 1358 nt
Organism: Xenopus tropicalis (tropical clawed frog)
Lineage: Eukaryota; Metazoa; Chordata; Amphibia; Anura; Pipidae
Gene: mien1
Product: migration and invasion enhancer 1
Exons: 4
Coding region: 5-292 (95 amino acids)
Cellular component (GO): cytosol; plasma membrane
Source: RefSeq, marked provisional
AAAAAUGUCCGUCAGUAUCGUGGUGGAGUAUUGCGAGCCCUGCGGGUUCAAGUCUCACUAUGAAGAGUUGGCAAGCGCCGUGCUUGAAGAAUUUCCAGACGUCACCAUUGACUCCCGCCCUGGGGGCACAGGUGCCUUUGAGAUUGAGAUAAACGGACAGCUGGUUUUCUCCAAGCUGGAACUGGGGGGGUUUCCCUAUGCGAAAGAUCUCAUUGAGGCCAUCCGAAAAGCCAGCAAUGGGGAGCCAGUGGAGAAGAUCACCAAUAGUCAGGCCCCGUGUGUUAUUUUAUAACUCUCCAGGUGCCACCUUUCUACCAUGACUGCUGUAAUGAAUUGAAUGACUUAGCGCUGCCUUUAUAACAGUAGCAUUGGUUCCUUUAGGUCUUGACCAUUGUGUCCUCACCUGUAAGUGAAACCUGUUGGUAUGUUCCAGCCAUUAAUAGCCAUAAGGAAACAAUUAUACUCUAACGCUGAAAGCAAAAAAUGGGAACACACUGGAAAAGCCACAAUGGUGCUUAGGAUUGACAGUAACUACCAUUUCUCAACUGCCUGUCCCCUACAUACACAUCAUUCCCUCUUCUGUCAAAGGUUUGUGUCACAGCCAUACAUAUUGUCCAUAUAUCCAUAUGCCUAAAGCAGCUUGGAAUUAACCCAUGUCCAUAGUAGGCCAGGAUUAUGUACUUAAUUAUGUAAUUAAUUGCUUAAAUGCAGAUGAGCUAAAGGGAAUUUUGGCUCACUUUUCUAUUUAUUGGGGCAUACGUAAUCCUUGUGCUUUUUCCAGAGUGGGGGAAUUUACACCAGAUAUAGAUUACUAUUAAAGGGGAAGUCCACCCAAACACAAGCAACUUUGCAAUAUAAUAUCAAUUAAAAAAUAUGCAGCCUUUUCAUGAUUAAUAAUAUGGUUUGGAACAGUUGCCUAAGCCCGGCCCUCUAUUCUCCUGCUGAUCUGGCUGACUACUUUGAGACUCUUCCAGCACAAAUUAGAAUUUGGCUUCAUUGUUUGCCUCAAUACCCAAAGCCCUGGCAGCAAUCGGGGUACAACUCGAAGACCAAUUACUGUGGUUUAGUAUGUAUGGGACAGGGGGCCUAAUGAAGGAAGUGGGUAGCUAUUAGCAGCCCAGAAUUCAGUAUUUGUCUCCAAGUUAUGUGUGUUAGGUCUAAUAUUACAUCCAGAUAUAAACACUAAUACUGUGUGGCUAAUAUUGACUCACUUCUCAUAUUGGCAUAAUGGAGCACUUCAGGCUUCAGGGUAACCUCUCCUGAUACUGACAGGCAAAGGAUUAUUACAUUUUACAAUAAUGACACCUGUAUUUAUUUAAAAAGUGUAAAUAAUGCAUUAAAAUGUUCAGUUCUAAAUA